AUGGAUCCCAGCCUUUUAUUUUAUUUAAGCUCUAGCGAAAGCGAAAAUGACGAAAGAGUUGUGCGUAAGCAACUUCGGGGCAGAAGCAAUCCAUUGGUAUUAUCCGACAACGCAUUCAUCAAAAGAUUUCGGUUAAGCAAGAAGGCAUUUCAGUAUGUUUUAUCGAAAACAAACAUAAACUGCGAUGACACAAAAGCCGUUCCUGCUGCUUUGCAAUUGGCUGCAAGCCUCUCGCUCCUUGCAAGUGGUAGCUAUAAGCAAACAGUUGGUAGCGAUUACCUGAUAGGUAUGUGCCAGAGCACGGUAUCAAAAUUGACGUCCAACGUCUUAAAAGAAAUAGAACGCAAAUUGUGUCCGGAAUUUAUAAAGUUCCAGCCCAACGAAUCUUCAAGAUGUAAGGAGCGGUUUGCGGAAAAAUAUAAAAUACCUGGAGUGGUUGGAUGCGUAGACGGAACACACAUUGGAUUACAAAAGCCAAUUAGAGACGAGCACAUGUACUUCAACAGGAAAGGUUACCAUAGUCUUAACGUUAUGCUAAUUUGUGACCACACUUGCAAUAUUCUUGCCAUAAAUUGUCAAUAUAGAGGUGCAGCACAUGACUUCUGA
Messenger RNA from Rhagoletis pomonella (apple maggot), 606 nucleotides. RefSeq names its product putative nuclease HARBI1. Bases 1 to 606 code for a protein of 201 amino acids. NCBI's taxonomy places the organism in Eukaryota, Metazoa, Arthropoda, Insecta, Diptera, Tephritidae. The transcript is spliced from 4 exons. The record is from RefSeq and is a predicted model, not a curated record.